Salvia splendens (bonfire salvia) is the source of this 1785-nucleotide messenger RNA. RefSeq names its product cyclin-T1-4. The transcript is spliced from 8 exons. NCBI's taxonomy places the organism in Eukaryota, Viridiplantae, Streptophyta, Magnoliopsida, Lamiales, Lamiaceae. Bases 287 to 1468 code for a protein of 393 amino acids. Gene Ontology annotation, molecular function: cyclin-dependent protein serine/threonine kinase regulator activity. The record is from RefSeq and is a predicted model, not a curated record. Gene Ontology annotation, biological process: regulation of transcription by RNA polymerase II.
GUAAGUCUUAAAUAUUAGAGUGAACUUUAAAAUUAGUCCCUGGAAAAUAAGGUUUGCACGUUUUAUACUCAAAAUUUUUUAUUUAACCAUCAUCAAGCUCACAAUUGAAUCGUUGAUUUUUGAUUCACAACAAUAAAGGUGAAUUCUUUCAAAUCUUAUUCUCUCUCUCUCCCUACAAUUCUCAAAGACGCAAACCCUAAUCUCAAUAGGGAAUUGCGUAUUUCCAGCUUGAAAUUAGCGAUCAGUCUUUCCAGAUCCUUACAUCCCGUGUUGCCUAUCAGGAAUUAUGUCUUUUGUGCGGCCUCAGCAGCCACGAGGUGGCAAAUUUCACAGAGAUAAUAGAUCGUCUUGUGCUAGAAAUAGCAAUAUGGCUGUGAGGGCCACUGGUGCAGCUCCUAAUUACUACGGGAACUUUGGCACACAUGACUACAACAACUACCAUGACUUUACUCAAACGUAUAGGUUGGAUGGACUCAUGUACGACCGUCGUGGACCUGAUUUUGGACCAUCUCCCAAAAGGAGAAAGACUUCAACUUUCUCUGCUGAAAGCACUGGGUCCAUUUAUCAGCAGCAACAGACAUACCAAUAUGAUCUUGCAAAUCGUGCUGACUCAUUCAAACCUUCCAGAUACUAUAAUGCUUGUGCCGAUGCCCAAUUAGUCUGCAAAAGUUCUGCUGCUGUUGCUGAAACCAGGUCUGGUGAUGCCAAUCUGAAUGCUUCUUCUGCAUCAAAGUGUGACCGGUUAAAGUUUGAGGAUGAGGAAGUGGUUUUCAUGUCUAGGGAUGAUAUAGAGAAAUCCUCUCCUUCCAGAAAAGAUGGCAUUGAUCAGCUGCAUGAAACAUAUCUGCGAUACUCCUAUUGUUCCUUCCUUCAAAAUGUUGGGGCUAGGCUUCAUUUACCUCAAACAACCAUUGGGACUGCCAUGGUGCUCUGCCAUCGUUUCUUUGUACGUCGAUCUCAUGCCUCUCACGACAGAUUUCUGAUAGCUACUGCAGUUCUUUUCCUGGCUUCCAAGUCUGAGGAGACACCAUGUGCUCUGAAUGAUGUCCUAAAAGCUUCGUGCGAAGUUCUCCACAAACAGGAUUUCUCACUUCUUUCAUAUAUGUUACCCAUUGAUUGGUUUGAAAAAUAUCGUGAGCGGAUGACUGAUGCUGAGCAAUUGGUCUUAACAACUUUAAAUUUCGAGCUUAAUGUGCAGCAUCCAUUUGAAUCUCUGACUUCUACGCUUCAAAAACUAGGCUUUGCACAGUCUGUCUUGGUGAAUAUGGCGCUGGACUUUGUCAGAGAAGGACUCAGAAGUUCGCUAUGGCUUCAGUUUAAACCUCACCAGAUAGCUGCUGGUGCUGCCUACCUUGCUGCCAAAUUCCUAAACAUGAAUCUUACUUCAUGUGAUAGCAUCUGGAAUGAGUUCCACACACCACCAUCUGUACUCAAAGAUGUUGCCCAUCAGCUGUUGGAACUAUUGUAGAAGAUCCAAGAUGAACUGCAUAAGAUCCCAGCUUACAUUACCAUACACUCCCACACUACUCAAGUUCAUCGCGAUUUUAUAGAAGUAAGCAUUUGUUAGCGUCAACAGAAUGCUUCCCUAUGCCACAUUAAGAGUAGUUAUAUAUUCUGCGCAACUCCCCUUGUAUCAUUGUAUGCGCCAAAGAUUGAAUCUAAAUCACUUUAUGUUAAGUUUUUCUGCAUUAAAGAUAAUGUAACUUGUUGGAGUGUAUUCUUAUGUGUAUACGUAUCACCCAAUGUAUAUUUAUAUUUUAGUCGGCUUUAGGUUGCUUGGCUUUA